This is a messenger RNA of Phalaenopsis equestris, 946 nucleotides long. Its product is annotated as protein PXR1. Lineage: Eukaryota; Viridiplantae; Streptophyta; Magnoliopsida; Asparagales; Orchidaceae. The record is from RefSeq and is a predicted model, not a curated record. The transcript has 5 exons. The coding region runs from base 84 to 590 and encodes 168 amino acids.
AAAACCCUCUUUUCAACUUAUCCGAUCCUCCAAUCGAAACUUCUUGCAGAGGAUUUUCAUCCGAACUGCUUCGCCGGAAGGAAAUGGGCAGCGAGAGGAACUCCAGAAAGCGGCGAUCUUCUCCUUCAACCUCGCUCGAAGAUGACGAGAAUAAGGUUAGGAAACUCAAGAAAAGAGACGAGAAACAGAAGAAAACAAGAAAAGAUGACGAUCAGGAGCGCAAAAAGAGGAAAAGAGACAAGAAAUCUGGCGAGCACUCGGAUUUCCGAGAACGAGAAGGAAAAGAAAAGAGGGAGAGGCAUAAACACAAAAAAAAGCGAGCAGUUAAGGAGGGGUUCAAGGAAAUUUCUGAUCAAGACUAUUUUUCCAAAAACAAUGAAUUCUCAACCUGGCUGAAAGAAAGAGGAAUAUAUUUCUCCGACCUCUCAUCCGAAGAAGCUCGUGAUCUUUUCUCGAGCUUCAUUAAGGCCUGGAACAAGCAGAAGCUGCAACCUUGGUACUAUGAUGGCAUUGCUAGCGCCCCAAGGACAGCCUAUGACUGGAAGAUUAAACAUGACAAAUGGAGGGAAUUACCUCUAGCAUUAGCCUGAUCGACGUAUGAACUCAUGCUGAAUGAAAGGAAGCUGUACUGAUUUCUAUGAAUGUAGGCUUGUAGAAACAGAAAGAGGAAACUUAGUGUUUCUGCUGACACAGUAAGAGAUAUCUGGAUGAAUGAAGAUGAAGGAGGUGAAGGAGCGCUGCUGUAUUUAUAGGUGAGUUUACUUUGAGGGAAAGGAUUCUGCUAACUGGGCGGUGUUUAACGCGUGGCGAUAUUUAUUUUUAAUUUUUUUUUAUAAUGGAUAAUGUGGAGAAAACGCGUCAUUUCUUUUACUCUAUUGUUGACACGUGGAUUCUGGAACGCAUUUACAGAUUUAUCCAUUAAUUUUAUAUUUGCAUAUGGUCAAAA